Messenger RNA from Euleptes europaea (tarantolino), 413 nucleotides. RefSeq names its product protein S100-A16-like. NCBI's taxonomy places the organism in Eukaryota, Metazoa, Chordata, Lepidosauria, Squamata, Sphaerodactylidae. Gene Ontology annotation, cellular component: nucleus; perinuclear region of cytoplasm. Gene Ontology annotation, molecular function: calcium ion binding. The record is from RefSeq and is a predicted model, not a curated record. The transcript has 2 exons. Bases 22 to 354 code for a protein of 110 amino acids.
GGAUCAAAGGGAGGACAGGUAAUGAUCAGCGACCCCUCUGAGCUGGAAUGGGCUAUCCAGACGCUGGUGAAGAAUUACGACAAGUACUCUGGUAAAGGCGGCUGCUGCUGCUGUUGCAAAAAGCAGCGUGGGAUCAGCAAGGGGGGCUUCCGGAAGAUGUUGAGCCACGAGCUGAACCACAUGUUGACGGACACCAAGAACAAGCAAGCGGCCAACAAACUGAUCUGUGACCUGGAUGAGAACCACGACGGGAUGAUCAGUUUUGACGAGUACUGGACCUUGAUCGGCGGCAUAGCCAGCCCAAUCUCGUGCCUGAUCCGACAGCAGGAAGAGAGUGUGAAGUUCACUAAGUAGAAAGCCAAUGGGAGCAAAGAUGUCGGUCGCCCUGCCUCCUGACCACUGCCAUAUUUACA